This is a messenger RNA of Westerdykella ornata, 2130 nucleotides long. Its product is annotated as acid protease. The transcript is spliced from 2 exons. Gene Ontology annotation, biological process: proteolysis. Gene Ontology annotation, molecular function: aspartic-type endopeptidase activity. The record is from RefSeq and is a predicted model, not a curated record. Lineage: Eukaryota; Fungi; Ascomycota; Dothideomycetes; Pleosporales; Sporormiaceae. Bases 1 to 2130 code for a protein of 709 amino acids.
AUGGGACUCCGAGUCGCCCUCACAACCACCGCCUGCGCUCUCGCCGCACUGCUACCCCCAGUGCUGCCCCAAGUCCUCGAACCGCGUGCCGACACCACCCCCUCACCGUUGCCUGCGCCCCUCUCCAUCGACCCUGCCCAGAAUUGGGACGGCAUCGAUGGCAGCUGGAACACCUUCCCAAUCCGCGUGGGCACCCCCGAUCAACCACUCCGCGUCUUAGUGUCGACUGCCUCGCAACAGACAUGGGUCGUCUUCGAGAAGGGCUGUUGGUACGACGAGCCAGAUGCCGCCGACCCCACCGGCGAAAGGGAAAUCAAGGUCUUGGACAGAGGCUGUCAGGAGAGGCGUGGCCGAACCUUCAACAUGAGCACCUCGUCGACCUGGGACGAAAUUGGAUUCUACCAGCUAUGGCUUGAGAAAAAUCUGGGCAUCCUGGGCAAUGGGAAGUACGGCUACGAAAAGGUUGGACUGGGCUACACUCCCGACAAUGGCCCCACGCUCGACAACACCACCGUCGGAGCCCUCAUCACGGACGUCUUCUGGCUUGGCCAUUUCGGACUCAACCCCAAGCCUACCAACUUCACCUCUUUCGUCGACCCGUCCCCGAGCUAUAUGACGCUACUAUUCCAGAAGCACAUGAUACCCAGUGUAGCUUGGGGUUAUACUGCUGGUGCCCAGUAUCACCAUAAUUCUGUACUCGGCAGCUUGACGCUCGGGGGCUAUGAUGCUUCGCGCCUCAUUCCCAACGAUCUCACUUUUGGCUUCGCUCCGGACAACGAACGGGACAUUGUCGUAGGCGUCGUCGGCAUUCAUGCGAACGGUAAGACGAAGAAGAAUGUCGAUCUCCUCGCCCGGGACCAGUUCACCAUGUACAUCGACUCGACCGUUGCCGAGCUGUAUCUACCAAAGGAGGUAUGCGCGGCGUUUGAGAGGGAGUUUGGCCUCAAGUAUGACAACGCUACCGACCUGUACCUCGUUGACGACGCACUUCACGAAUCACUGCUCGCCGAGAACCCCACCAUUGUGUUCAGCCUCGGUCAGAAGUUCUCCACCAAUGCCACCGUCGAUAUCGAGCUGCCAUACGCAGCCUUUGAUCAUACGGCAAAGUGGCCUUACAGGAACUUGACAGAGGACCAUCGCUACUUUCCCAUCCGACGUGCAGAGAGGGAGAAUCAGUUCGUGCUCGGGAGGACGUUUCUUCAGGAGGCCUAUUUGGUCGUAGACUGGGAGCGGCAGAACUUUUCUGUUUCCCAGUGCAACUGGACCUAUGGCGUACCGAAGCAGAUUGUCCCCAUCCUUUCCCCUGUCUAUACUGGCGAGGACAUCCCAGGACAUGCGCCUAAGCACGGUACCGCAUCGUUACCCCUGAGCACAGGAGCCAUAAUUGGAAUCGCCAUCGGCGGAGGGUUUACAUUCGCCAUGUUGGGCUUCGCCCUGGGAUGGUUCUUCUGGCGGCGACGACAAAGGAGAAGGCACGAGGAGGUCAAGGCGCGCUACGCGGCCCAGGACUUCGGAAAGGAUGAGAAGGAUGACUGUUUGGAGAAGCAUGAAGAAACGCCAACGUCGCCCAGCGAAGAGGGCACCAAUGUCUUCCCCAAGGCGGAACUGCCUGCAGAUCCGUCGAGCGGGCUGGGUGCCGACUGCAAAGACAGAGAGGGAGCCUCGCCCGUGAGUCCUGGCGGCUUGCCAAGCCCUGUCGUGGAGGUGGAGAACACGGAGCGCCAGAUCUUUGAGAUGGAAGGGGAUAUCCCUACCCGACAGGAGGCUGACGGCCGCCUACUGUCGGAGAAGGAAUCGAUGAUCGUGCGCGAGAGGAAAUACAACGGCGUGGAUCCGUACGGGCCGCCGCCGAUAUCCCCCAGCUCAACCGAGACGCCUCGACGACCUGCACCCGUGUCGCCAUCCGAGGUGACAUUGGUCAGUAGGAGACCGGAUCUAUCACCAGUGACUCCUCGCACUCCUCGCACUCCUCGCGAUGGGGCUUCCCUCGAAGCGAACGACACCUUCUUCCAGCCGCCUACCAGCCGCACGCCGCGAGAUGGUCGGUUCCUCGAAGCAGAGGACACACUGCUCUCUCCCAUUUCUCCUCUGGACGAGACGCCGAGGCGGCGGUUCUCUUACGAGUCAUGA